Canis lupus familiaris (dog) is the source of this 5204-nucleotide messenger RNA. RefSeq names its product synapse differentiation inducing 1 (gene SYNDIG1). The record is from RefSeq and is a predicted model, not a curated record. Lineage: Eukaryota; Metazoa; Chordata; Mammalia; Carnivora; Canidae. Gene Ontology annotation, biological process: positive regulation of synapse assembly; synaptic vesicle clustering. The coding region runs from base 174 to 869 and encodes 231 amino acids. Gene Ontology annotation, cellular component: postsynaptic density membrane; intracellular membrane-bounded organelle; synaptic vesicle membrane. The transcript is spliced from 4 exons.
GGCGCCGCACCGCCCCGCGCCCCGCAGGCUCGCUGGCUCCGGAGACGCGCGGGCGGCCGCCGGGGCGCACCGGCCGGGUCACCUUGUCCGGGAGGAAAAAUGGGUCCCAUGAGGCAAGUGUGACCCUGGAGUGUGGCCGCCAGCUUGACGCCCAGUCAGGGAGAAGGAACACCAUGGAUGGCAUAAUUGAACAGAAGAGCAUGCUGGUGCACAGUAAAAUCAGUGAUGCUGGCAAGAGAAAUGGCUUAAUUAACACAAGAAACUUCAUGGCUGAGAGCAGAGAUGGCCUGGUGUCUGUUUACUCAGCACCACAGUACCAGAGCUGCCGGGUGGUGGGCAGCGCAGCACCAGCCAGCCUGGAUGGCAGCAGGAAUGAGCCGGUCCAGCAGCUGCUGGACCCCAACACACUUCAGCAGUCUGUGGAGUCCCAUUUUCGGCCCAACAUCAUCCUCUACUCGGAGGGUGUGCUGCGCUCCUGGGGGGAUGGUGUGGCUACCGACUGUUGCGAGACCACCUUCAUUGAGGACCGGUCACCCACCAAAGAGAGUCUGGAGUACCCCGAUGGGAAGUUCAUCGACCUCUCGGCUGAUGAUAUCAAAAUCCACACCCUCUCCUAUGACGUGGAGGAGGAGGAGGAAUUCCAGGAGCUGGAGAGCGACUACUCAAGUGACACAGAGAGCGAGGACAACUUUCUCAUGAUGCCCCCAAGGGACCACUUGGGCCUCAGUGUCUUCUCCAUGCUCUGCUGCUUCUGGCCUUUGGGUAUCGCGGCCUUCUACUUGUCUCAUGAGAGCAAAGGAGGAAAGAAGUGCUCACCCAUCCUGUGUGACAUGGAGCAUCACAAGCCAGAAAACCAAAGAAGGCUCUGAGAGCUGGGCUUGCAAAUGAUCUUGGCACAAUUUCUCAUCACCUUGCAAAAUGACUGAUGUUAUGUCUCAGGAACUUAACAGAACUCCAAACUUAGGGGGAAAGGCUUAAAGCAGAAUCAACCUUAGGUGUGCUUCUAAAUAUAUCUUAACUCAUAACAAGUCCCCCUCAGCUCCCAGCAGAGAAUUUUAAUAGUAGUCUGUCACUAUCAAAAAGCGUGAAUUAAGGGUUUUAGUUCAUGGGGGUCGACAAACAGAUGAUUAUAUGAGUCAGGCAUUCAGGGCCUGGGAAGGUUCCCUGAUCCAGAAACAUCGCUGUUUGCCACUCAGGGACAGGGCGUGUCACCCAGCACCAUGGCAAGGACAGUAAUAGUGGCAGUGGCCAUUGUUUCCCAAGCAUUUGCAUGUGCUAGGCACAGGCUAGACAUUUCAUGAGCAUUAUCACACAUGUCCCCUGACAAUUCUUAGUUGAUGGAGAAAAGUGCUUUACAGAUGAGGAAACUGAGAUUCAAGGAGCUUUAGUAACUGGUCUGAGGCCCCAGUCCAUAAAAGCCAAUGAGCAGGACCCAGACCUGGGCUGGGAGACCUGUGUCAGAGCAGACACUUUCAACAUGUCUGUAACCCAACUCUUUGCAAAGCAAACUGGAAGAUACCAUAGCUCUAUGCUGUGCAGAUGAAGGGUCUAGGUGUUUGAGGUUGGGAUUUAGAAGACCAUCUCAGCUGUGUGACCCAGAGAUAGUUACCUUUCUGUGGCCUUUAAGAUAAGAGAAGAUCAGAUCAGAUAAGGCAGUGGUGCCAUCCCAGCACCACAGACAGAACUGUUGUAUGCCUGGAAGAAAGAAGGUGAUCAUGCUCUGCAUAGUCAGUGGAAUGGUGCCAUCUCAUACCUGGACAGCCUCUCCAUGUCCAUAUCUGCCUAAUAUGAACAGGUCUCUGAACAGAAGGGCAUCCCCCAACCCCAUGCAAUCUGCUGGCUGGCCCCUUGGUCAGCUUCCUAAGAUACCUGCCUGCCCGUGGGAUCCCUGCUGAGAAACACUGGGGCUCUGCAGGGCUAGCAGGAUAGAACAGACUCCUCAGCUUGCCAAGGUAAGGACAUGUCUACAGCCUGCCCCUGAUGUCUUGCCUUCACCCAGCUUCAUGCUCCCACUUAUUGCAAUUGCCAAAGCCACCUGCCCCACCCCAUCUCGGAGGCCCCACCCAGAGGCUCUCCCUUCCUGUCAUCAUGCAAGAACACCUGCUUAUAUGAGAGUGAGCAUCACCUCCCUGCUAACAUCUUUCCAAAGACCCUGAGUGCUGAGUUCUGCUAUCUGCCUUGCCGUGUAGCUCCUUGGACAGGAAGCUCUUCUCUAGUUAGAUAAAGGGCCCAUGAUCCCUAGAUGACAAGAAUAUAAAUAAGGUUGGAAUCUGCAUUCUUAGCAUCUGGAGGCAGGAGAGGAUGGGCUUAUGAGGCUUGGGGGUGGCUUGGUGGAAAGGGGAUGCUGCCUCCCAAAUGGGGUGAGGGCUGCUCACAGUGCUGAUUAAAGUUGACAAAGGAAAACACACGGGUGAUUGAGGGAGUUAUGCAUCCCUUUACAACCUUAACAUACAUCACUAGAGUGUUUAGUAUUCAAGGGACCCGUGCCCUGGCAAAGGAGUGUAGUAAAUACUCCUCUGUGUGUCUGACUGGUUGGGGUAAACACUAAAACAUGGAGGCAGCAUCUAUGAGGGACUUGGCAUGUAAGAGCGCUUUUCCCAAAAGCCUUCCAUUCUCAUUGGCUGAAAAAAGCAACUUGGGGGGAUUAAUUUUAAGGUCCCUAAUUUAAAAUUCUGGAGUGAUCAAGGCAAUAUAUUCAAUUAGACCUUAGAAAUUGAGGCUAGCAAAAUGCAGUGAGAAAGGAUCACCUACACACAGGAAAUGAGCUAAUCCUCCACUGGGAUCUUUUUUUGGAGGUUGCCAGGGUAUAAAUAAGACAUAAAUAUGAUUAAAGUACUAAUUGACAAAUUGUCAUCAAAGAGAAGUCCUGCUUCGCCUGUUUAAAUGCUCGGAAUAUAUUUAGAAUAUUUAUCAUGUGUAAAUCAAUGUAACUCAAACACAGAAGCCCUCUUUUUCAACACGGACGUGUUGAGGAAAAUGAACAGAAUGUAACAAUAGCUUAGAGUUUGGGCGAUGUGUCAGGAAAAGCUUCAAAAAAUAUGAAUGGUGAGGUAUUUUAAAUGCAGUGCUAUUACUUUCAAGGACUUCUAGCACCUGGCAAUUAAACAGUUUAUAUUUCAAAGGAGUUUUUUUCAGUGGCCUACUUUAGUAAAUGAAAGCUAAUCAUCAAAAUUAACAAACAAUUUGUACAUGUUUAUCAAAUUCUUACAUACAUUAGUGUGAAGUAGUAAGGCCACGUCCUUGCUGAUAUUUUAACAUCCAUUUUAUUGGUCCUCAUAGGUUUUUGUUUCUCCUAAUAAAGCUGCCCCUCCCCUCUGCUACUCUCACAAAGCUGCAGGUACCCUAACAGCCAUCUGAAAUGAGCCAGGGGACAAGAGUCUCUCCAGUGUGGCAGGGGACACAACUUUGAAAAUCAAAGACUCCAAGACCCAUUUGGAGUCCCUAGGUGGUAACUCAGGCCAGGUCUUCUUACCCUAGGUCCUGCCUCCUUUGAGGGUCUGCUCUGCAGCCCCUUCCUCUCCCUGAACCGGACUCCUACCCCACUGUGAGAGGCCACUUCUGAAUUUCUGGACACCCUGCAGGGGGCCUGGGAGCACCCAGAUGCUGCUCCACCCACUCCGUCCUCCCUGUGGCCCAGGGCUCAGCGGGCUUCCUCCCUGUCCAGAACACACCUGGACCCCCCUUCUGUUGGUCUCUCCGCACAGGCACCUUUGCAAACAAGACACAGGCCCUCAGUUUACCCCCAACUGGCUGUCCCUGGACAGAGGAUCAGCGGGUCUUUCUCUUCUCCAUCAUCCAUCCAGCAUGCUGCUCCCCAGAAUGCUGAGUGUCCUCCUCUUAACACAGAGAGCAGAGGCUAGUUCCCCUUCUCCUCUUGUCUUAGAGAGGAGGUCCCUGGACUCCUAAGAAGUUGGUGGAUAUUAUUCAGAGCAUCUAUGAGCUUGGAUUGGAAAUGAAGUACAUCAUGAUUUUUACCAACAUCUAAAAAAUAUGGCAUUUCCUUCAAUUAUGAAUGUAGGCAGCAAACCACAUUGUUGUAGCUACAUCAUCAGUAGAAACCACAAUGUCUCCACAUCCUAAAAUGUUAUUUAUGCUUAUAACUAUUUUGAAAACCCAAGUACUAGUUACUAUUUAGUGCCUUCAUAAAGUAGCAAAUUUGUUAAUAUAAUCACAGUUAUGACUUUUUCACAGAUUUAUUUCAGUGUAUUUGGUUCCUAUUAUAACCUUAUACAUUUUAUUUUGUGAAUUUAAAAGCCCAGGGGAAAGCCCAUUUAUCAUAAGGGAACAGGAGAGGAUCAGAGUCCCCAGCCUUUCCCGGGAAAGCUAUUGGGUUCCUUCUGUCCGAGGGCAAAGGAGAGCCCCAGAGUGUGGUCCUGCCGCAUCUCUGCAAGUCAGAGCCCCGGGUCUCACUGGCACGGAGGGCCCCGCCUGCCUCUCCUUCUCUUGCCAAGCUUAUUCCUGAUCUGGCAAAUUAUGCUCCUGCUAGCCUGUUACUCUGCCAACAUACAAAGCCCCCAAGGAGAAAGACAUCAUCCCAACAGCACUUUCAUUACCUUUAUAUUUUACUCUUGUCUUUCGAAGCUAGGAAAAGAUGUUCUGUAUUAAAAUGUUCCUUCCCGCAGUGCAUAAUGCUAAUGUCCUCCACAUAAUAAAGCUAAUGGAAUAUUUUACACACUGAAAAUAGACACAGUGACCUUUUCUUCUUUCUGGAAGAGUCUCUUAUUUCUUUUCUCUCUCACUCCCUUCCUUCCACCUUGCUUUUUGUUUUGUUUUGUUUUGUUCAUUUUGGAUGUCAGUCCCCUAUAGCCAAGCAACCAGGGCCUUUUCUGGAAUUAGUAUUUCCUCAGUUGAAGCAACAACAACAACAGAGAAAACCAUCAGAUAAUAUAAAGGGCAACAAAAGCACUCAUUUCCUCCAGUUAUGGCCUCUGCAAAGUAUCAGGCUCUUGUAUGAGAAGAUUCAGACCUUGGGGAGCAGCUGGGAGUGCAGUUCACACCCCAGGUUGGGGGGCUUUUGUUUCAAUCAGCCUCCUGUAAUUUAGAUCUGCCAAAAGGUGUAGAGGGAGGCUGUGGUCUUGGCUUUAUCAUUUUUUUUCUUUCCAGCUUUAUUGAGGCAAAAUUAAUAAAUAAAAUUGACGUAUUUCACAUAUAUAAUGUAUCACUUUGUUUGAAUGCUGGAACAGUGUGAAAGUUGGUGUUCAGCC